This is a messenger RNA of Sitophilus oryzae (rice weevil), 8368 nucleotides long. RefSeq names its product probable JmjC domain-containing histone demethylation protein 2C (gene Kdm3). The record is from RefSeq and is a predicted model, not a curated record. The coding region runs from base 286 to 8214 and encodes 2642 amino acids. Gene Ontology annotation, biological process: regulation of transcription by RNA polymerase II. Lineage: Eukaryota; Metazoa; Arthropoda; Insecta; Coleoptera; Curculionidae. The transcript is spliced from 25 exons. Gene Ontology annotation, molecular function: chromatin DNA binding; transcription coregulator activity; histone H3K9 demethylase activity. Gene Ontology annotation, cellular component: chromatin; histone deacetylase complex.
AUGGAAAAUCUUUACGUCGUGAGGCGAUCGUGUACUCCUUGCGCGACUUUUUCGUAAAAAAAGUUACGUGUUACGCUCAUUAGUUUUUUUUUUCGAUUCCUUUUCGCAGUUUGGUGUACCUUAGAUCUUAAACAACCGCUCAAAACCGUGGUGCCGUUACGCGCGAUACAGUUCUGUGUUUUGUGAUAUUAUGAUGAAAUUAAGGCUAAAGUUGUUCGAGCAAAUAAGUGGUGCGGUGAAGAUAGUUUGCGAAUUCUAGUUGGAAAAUCCACCGGAACCUCCGGAAUGGCCUACAAAUGCAGGGAGGAGAUCGUGGGCAAAAGGUUCCUAUCAGUUUCCAGCGACAGGUUCACUAAAAUCAAGGGUAAAGUGCGAGACUGGAGUUGGAGGGCUGGCGUUAUCAGAGCAGCAACUCACAGGGACAUUACCAACUCAGAUCUUCAGGUUUUGGUCGAAUAUGAUGACGUAGAAUGGCAAAGACGUGAAUGGAUCACAGUCUACCAUAACCUGUUUCAUAUCUUCUUGGUCGAACAGGCUUUGGUAUGGGCCGAUAGAAAAGAUCCGUACAGUCACGGCACUGUUAUUUGGCCUGCUUUGACUUUUAUGCCCAUCGUUUCCAACGUAGAAAUCCCCAACAACCUUCAGCCAGUCGAGUUUUUGCUGGACAGGGAACUGACCUUCAAAGAAUACAAAACUCUAAAACCAUACCAUGAAUGGGAUUCGACACUGCGCGGCGUUAGGGAUUAUCCGGAACUUCGGCUGGCCGUCAAACGGUGGGCCGAGCUACAAGACGGCCAAAGAAUAUUGCUGACCACUCCGAGCGUCUUGGUGGGCUACAGAGUGGAGGUGUAUAGGGCGGAGGGCACCACGCAAUGGUAUACUGCUGUGAUAAUUGGAUACAACGAAGCUACUAGGGACCUGACAGUUACAGAUGACACUGUGUUAGAGGAGCACAACGAGGACCCCGCUCUGGUCCAGAUGCGACUUAUUGGCGAUGGAGUAGUGGAAUCGAUUAUGCGAGGAGAAAACGUGGGCAUCACACCGCGAAGAUCCAGGUCGUCGGCUCUGCUACACCAGCAAAACACUCAACUUUUACAGAGUCGAGUUAUUAGAGGUUUAAGUGGUGUCAACUGUCAAAGCAACGUCACUCGGAGGCCGCGUCAAGGACGGUCGGCCAUAUCGGAAACUGGAAAUUCGCCAGAACCUCCGGAUAAAGGAACCCCUCCUCCCAAAACCCGAAAACGCAAAACCAGCGAGUCGGACAACCCAUCUUCGAGGACCCGCUACGCGAACAGCAUCAAGGAGGACUUGGAGAACAAGCAGUCGCGAAAAAAGAACGUCAACCGAUCCAUCAACAAGAAAAAAGUCCUCGAAGAAGCCAACAACUCGAAACUUCGAGAAGUCGAGGUCGUGGUAGAAGACUGUUUACAGAGUGGCACCUUUCUGCCCACUCACAGUCAGUUACUCGACGAAGAACAAGCUGUUAAAAGUGAGGAUUCGGAGGAGAAACAAAGCGUGAAAGAGGAAAAUGAUAAUAGUAAAGUUGUAGAAGACGAAGAAGCUCCUAUAGAUGAGGUUGUGGAAGUCGAAGAUAAAGCUUUAGAGGAAAAUGUUGUUGAAGUAAAGGAAGAGGAGAAUAUUAGUAGCGUUAGUAAUAGUGACGAGAGCGGUAGUAGUUGUAGUAAUUUAAAUAGUAGCGUCCAAGACGAGGCAGUUGUCGAAGUAGUAGAAGAAGCGAAUUGUGAUAAUUUAACUGAGCCGGAACAAGUGCAAAAUAGUAGUAGUAGUAUUAGUGAGGGGGUGGAAGAAGUGCGGGAAGACGAUGAUGGUGAUGCGCGCGCAGGGGCAGCAGCAAAGUCGUCUAUGUGUGAUCAGGCAGUAACGGAGGAAUCGAAAACGACGGACGAGGCCGGCGGUAGUAUAGGCGACGACGAUUGCGUUAUAGUGGCCAGCCACGAGGUGGAGGCCGUAGGUCAGAGUCAGCAACGCGCAGCGAACGUUUGUAGUAGCACGCCGAGUAAAGGAGCCGACCCGGACUGCUCUAUACGAGGCGACGAUGACGGCCCACUGUGUUCGUCCUCGCCCCUCAGCAGCAGGAUGGACUUCAAUGAAACACCAAAUUCGCUUCGUUUUGCCGAUGACCGCAGUGACUCUGGCGUGAGCUCCCUGCGAUCAGGUAGUGGGGAUGAACGCUCCGGAUCCAGAUCUAGCGCGUUGAGUUCAUCCGACGAGCCGAAUUCCUCCACGGGGCACCCAGCGACGUCGGCGCCCUCUUUGCCCGCGGCCACCCGCUCGCCACUCUUCGUCCCGGCCGGCGCCCCUCCCGCCGAGCCGGUGCGCAUCUGGCGCGACCCAGGCCUACUCCACCAGGUACCUCGUCGAUACGUCGAGGAGCCCCAAGUGCGGCACGUACAUAGCGUGCAGCAUCAGUCCCUGCUAAUGUCGCACCCCCAGACGCCUUCAGCUGGCCCUCAGCCGCCUACUUCGGCACCAACUAGCCACCCGGCAGCUCUGUACCCCACGGUGUCCCACAUGGCACCCCAUCCUUUAGCCCAACACCCAGCGCUAUCUAGCGUGGGAGGUCAUCCCCAUCUGCCUCCACAUCCCAUCUACCACCCACCUUUUCCAGACAUGAUCUGGAGCCAGAGGUACGCCAAGGUACCCACCCACCUCCUAGGCAAUCAGCAAGGCCCUCACGUCACGGAGGAACAACUAUUGGAACAGAAUAGGGUUCUUUUGCAAGAUAGGCACCAUACGGAACGUAUGAUCAGACAACAAGAGAUCGAGAAGCAGCAAAAAGAGAAGGAACGACUGGACCGCGAACGGCACGAACGCGACAAGCUGGAGAGAGAAAGAGAACGGGAAAAGCAGGAGAGGGAGAGGGAGGAGAAGGAGAGGCAAGACCAGGCGCUCCAGAACCACUUCGAGAAAUCGUUGAAGGCCGCGCAGCAGAAACGCGAGCAGUGGAACUUGAUGGGCGGCAGGCAGACGCAGUCGCGCGAGGACGAGCGGAAACAGGAAAUGCACCAGCGCGAACAGCAGCGACACCUGUCGGCGGGCAUGGCGGCGGCUCGGGGUGCCGAUCCUAAUCACAGGUCAUACUACGCGGCCGUACCGAGCAAAUCGAACGUUCCUAGCAAAGGCGAGUACCCGCCGCCUCCCGCGCACAGCCGGCUCAUCUCCGGCAAACCCUCAGACAAAAUGACCGCCACCGGCAUCCACCCCUCGAUGCUGCCCAAGGGCGACCUGUCCAUGUACGGCUACCAGGUGCACGCCUCCCCCAACGCCUACUACGAGCCAAAGAAGUCCUCGGACCUGUACAAAACCACCACGCCGGGCGGUCUAGUAGUCACUAAGGCGGGGAUGGACGGGAGGGAGCUACCCAACCCUCCGCCGCUGGUCAGCGAGAUGAAGAACUCGGUGAUCGUGAAGCACGACGCGAAAACGUCGCACCACGUGGAACCUAGGGUGUCGAUAGCUCUGAGUCCUAGUCCGAAGCUGAGGAGCGAACUGAUGGGACACUAUAUGACGGCGACGGGGGCGGGAGGGCAGAAGUCGAAUAUCUACGAGUACCGAAGCCCUACGCAAUCUCCCCAUCACAUGGGACACGCUCCUAGUCCUCACCAUCACCUCGAAACGCCCAAAUCCGGACAACACCACAGAUCUUCCGGCAACCAGAUGCCCAGCCCUCAUCACCAAAGACAGUCGCCUCACGGGGUGGCGCACCCUCACAGCCAGCAACACAUGUCGCCCGAGUUACGGUUUAGGCAAGAACCAGGGCAGACAAUGAUCUUUCCUACUUCAGGUAAAGCCAUUUUUAAUGAUACUUCAGGUUGUAUGCUAACUAAUGAUAUUUUUAUUAAAGGCAAACCUGGGUUUCCUUUCAUGUCAACGGCAUCAACUCCUGGCGGUUACACUCUAGCUACGACAGCCUCGAUGGCCGGUUCCAAACCCAAAGUAUCCUCUCCAGCGCCUCAGCAUAUCUACGGCAAACCGUCCGCGGUGAGCGUGGUACCGGUGAGCCGACCGCACGAGGUCCAAGCUCCUCCUCAUCCUGUUCCUAAACCUCCGUUGAGCGCGAACGUGUCUCCAUCGCCCUACCAGCAAGUGUCUCAGUACCACCCUCCGGCGAUGGCUUCCAGUUCUAACGUCAACAGUUGCCCACCUCCUCCCGCUCAUAGUAGUCGUACCACGUCGACGAUAGGAUUCGACAGAAUGUAUCCUUCCGGACCAAUGCCGCCGGCUAGUCUCUCUGUCAAAUUACUCCACCAACCAGGGACGUCGCCCCCAACAGCGUCUUCGGCACCUCUUAGUACGUCACGUCCCCACCCUAGCUAUAGUAUAUCACCGGGACCGGGUGGUAUUCAACAGCAAGUCCAAACGCAACCGCUUGAUCUUGGUAUUAGUUCAAAUAAAUCAAGUAAUGACCAACCUACGUCGCCCAAAAGAAAAACGACGCCACUGGGCACGCCAGUUUGUUUGGAGGUUAAGAAACGUCGAGUAGAGACACCUCCCGGUUUAACACCGACGUUACAACAGAAUCUGAAGAAUUUCGGUAAUAAUUUGGCACCUCAGCCUCAACUGGCGAGGGUCAGCGAACCCAGCCCUCUCAUAGCUAGCGCUGCAACUACAAUUACAACCCUCGUCAAUACCCUCGCAGCUUACAGGACACCCGUAACAACAAUGACAACAAACCUCCUAGUUCCAACUCAGUCACCCACAUCACUGACCGAAAAUCUACCCGACCUGAGCGUGACGACGGUCACUUUAGACGCGCCGCGCCCCGCGAGCACCGAUUCCACACAUUCCACGCCUCCCGCCAAGCCGGCCACGCCCAGCCUACCACUCAGUUCGAGUCCGGCGCCGCCAGCGCGCAACACGCCUACGCCUAACAGCGUAGGAGCACCGCCUCUAUCAACCACACCCAAUCCUGGCGGAGGCGGAUGUUCCACGCCCAAUAACACGCCGGGAACGAGUAGCACGCCUCCGAUUACGGACGAGAAUCCGGGCACACCCCUUAAGAUCCCGCCCAGCGCCGUGGAUUCAGAGAAAAGUAAUAGUCCGGGACCGCAGAAGACCGCGGGCGGAACUUAUCCCGUCAGGCAUCUGAAAAAGGCGUGGCUACAAAGGCACACAGGCGAAGACCUCGAAGACACGACAGGCGUAGUCGGUUCAGGUAGUUGCGUGUCCCUUCCCCUAAACCUAGGCUCCCCCAGUCCGCCGCCGGCAAAGAAAGAGAACCCGGUCAAUUCCAUCCACUCUGUGGGCAGCAUGGCGGUGAACAGCAUCAACAAAAGCAAGCAUUUCCAAGCCAAAACGGUGGGGCGUAAAACUAAAGAGAACGUCAAUGGGGAUGCGUCGAGCAAGAACAACGAUGACUCGUCGAGUUCGGAUCAGGAACGCGGGGGUCGUAAAAGCCCCCCUAAGAGGAAACCUCCGAAAGUGAAGAGGAAAAAAGGGGGAGGUGCUGGUAAUAACAGCGCGGUAUUGGCUAAGAAGACUGCCGAGGAGAAGAAGCGGAAAAAUGAAAAGUUGCCCCCGCAAAGCGAGAGCGGUAGCGAUAGCGACAAGGAAUCGGACAGCGCCAAAGACAGCGACUCGGGCGCCAGCACGACGGUGUCCGGCAGCGGCGGCGGCGGCGGCAAAAAGCCGAACAAGGAGCCGAGAAAGCGCGGCCGCAGACCCAAGGGGUCAAAAAACGACAAGGGCGAGGAGCCGCGCGCGAAAAAAAGUAAGGAAGAGCCCCCGCGCGACCCCUUUCGCAAACCACCAGUGGGCCAGCUGAAGAAGACUGGAGAGACUUUCCUACAGGACGGACCCUGCUUUGAGGUUGCUCCCAAACUCGCCAAGUGCAGGGAAUGCCGCUGGACUCCCAAUCAGCGAUCCAAGAACAUGCCGAACAUCUUCUGUCGUUUCUACGCUUUCAGAAGGCUGCGAUAUACCAAAAACGGCCAAUUGGCCAUAGCCGGCUUCAGCGAUCCUCACAAAGAUGCCCUAGAGGACGAUAUCAAGUUGUGGCUACCGAAUCCUGAUAACCCACCUACCGAUCUCGACUUGGACACGUCUCGAUUCCUACUGACGCAAGUCGGAGACCAUUUCUGUGAUCUUCUAGUCCAAGAGAAAGAGGCUCAUGCAGAGCAUAUGUCUGACGAUAAAACUAUAGCGUGGAAGAGGGUGGUGCAAGGAGUGAGGGAAAUGUGUGACGUGUGCGAAACGACUCUCUUCAACUACCAUUGGACGUGUAACAAGUGUGGAUUUGUGGUGUGUCUCGAUUGUUAUAAGAGUCGAAAGCACGGUAGCGUAAAAUCGAUGAGCGAACCGGGCAAAGAUCGAGACGAGUUUAUGUGGCUGUUAUGUACAAAUCGUUCCUCCCACGAGCAAGAGAAGCUGAUGUUGACGCAGAUCAUCGCCGACGACUGCUUAGUAAAACUAGGGCAUAUGGUGCACGAAAUGCGAGACCUGUGGGGCAUCGAACAAUUCUGCGGAUGUCCCAGCUCCAAAGACCUGAAAACGAACAACGCGGAAACUAAGGAAGCCGUUAAAAUGAUCUUGGCCGAAAAGAUGAACGGCGUGAAAAAGGAAGUGAAGGAGGAGUUGAAAGGAACCGUUAACGGAGUCAAAGAGGAGAAACAGUCGAAUCUGAACUGGUUGGCGGACGUGGCCUUGUCAAAGUCCGAAGAAGGUGUCAAGAAAGAGCCCAAAGAGGAAGGAUCCAGCAGCGAGGAAGAGGGAAAUUUCUCGACUUUAAGGGAAUUGCUGAUUCGCCCGUCUUACAAAGCUAACGGAUCUUCUAGAGCGGCCUCUCCUGUCGCUAAGGGGGAUAAGAAAAAAUCGUCUAAGUCCGAAACAUCCGAAUCUGAUCCUUUGGCAAACAUGGGUCUAAAUGAUUCACCUGCGGUGCCGGAAAAAGAGGAACCCGAAGAAAAGAUGGAAUUAAAGCAUUACAUCAGGCGUUAUAAUUGGCAGAACAAAGGACGACAGCAGGUUCCUAUUCGAAUUAUGACACUUACGGAGAGCAAAAUUCUCUAUCCUACAGUCCCACAUUCAUGGUUGUGCGACGGAAAACUGCUGAGGCUGAGCGAUCCGACCUGUGCCGAUAACUACAAAAUUUUCCAGGAUCAGUGGAAACGCGGUCAGCCUGUUAUAGUCUCCGACGUAUGCCGAGCUAUAAACAAAGACCUUUGGAACCCUGAUGCUUUCGCACGAGAUUUCGGAGACGAGAAAAACGAUUUGGUGAACUGUUUAACAGGGAACCUAGUCCCCAAUCAGCCGAUGCGUCGUUUCUGGGAGGGUUUUGAAGACCCAGCCAAAAGGUUAAAAGACGAACGGGGCCAGCCUAUGCUGCUCAAACUGAAAGACUGGCCUCCAGGCGAGGAUUUCGCCGAGCUAUUGCCCGCGCGCUUCAAAGACCUUAUGCACGCACUACCCUUACCAGAAUAUACACGACGAAGAGGCCGCCUGAAUCUGGCCUCGAGACUGCCUAAAUGUUUCGUACGACCCGACCUGGGACCCAAAAUGUACAACGCUUACGGUUCAGCGUUACACGCCGCUCGCGGGACUACCAACCUGCAUCUGGACGUUAGCGACGCCGUAAACGUGAUGGUAUACGUGGGAGUGCCGAGGGGAGGCACCGGCGACGAGCACGUGAAGGAGGCCUUCAGGGCCAUCGACGAGGCCGGCUGCGAUAUUCUGACCAGGCGGCGGGUACGGGACAAGGGCGAACUACCCGGGGCUUUGUGGCAUAUUUACGCCGCGCGAGACGCAGACAAGAUCCGAGAUUUGCUCAACAAGGUUACGGUGGAACGAGGCGGACGUUUAGAACCCCACAACGAUCCCAUUCACGACCAGAGCGGGUACUUGGACGGACCCUUACGCGAGCGCCUUUACAAGGAGUACGGCGUUGAAGGAUACGCUAUCGUGCAAUGCCUAGGUGACGCGGUAUUCAUCCCCGCGGGCGCUCCGCAUCAAGUGCGCAACCUGCACAACUGCAUUAAAGUGGCCGAGGACUUCGUCAGUCCGGAGAAUGUGGCGCACUGCUUCCACUUGACGCAGGAGUUUCGCGGUCUCAGUGAUACCCAUUCGAACCACGAAGACAAGCUACAGAUUAAGAACAUCAUUUACCACGCGGUCAAGGACGCGCUGGGUUCGUUGGGAGCGGCUGUGAAUCUAAAGCUGGGCAACGCGGCGUCGCAACCCGAUACGGACUCGUCGUGAUCGGUCCCAGCCUGGUUUUACGUGUAGCGCGCUCCAUGUCUGCUUCUCGAUGUUGUUUCUGUCGUCGUGACAGGACAUCUCCGUUGUAAAUAUCAUUGUUGUUUCAAAAAGUACCAGUGUCGUUUCUAAAAAAACUCCUAAUAUCGUGCCUGUU